AUGGCGUUUGCGGGACUCAGUAAGCUCGUCGACAAGGCACGUGUCCAUCCCGAAGAAGGCGGCCGUGUCACAGACAGAUGGACCAAUCCCGACAUUCUUCCCGUUCUCCCUGAGAAUCGAACGUUCAACAUCAAGUCGUACUUCGGCUUCUGGGUCGCUGCCGGCAUUGCAGCGGUAUACUGGACCAUGGGCUCCACUGCCAUUGCGAAUGGUCUGAGCGCGGCGCAGGCAAUCGGCGCCAUGAUCGUAGGCGCUGCCAUUUCCUGCGGCAUCACCUGGGGAUGCAGCGAGUUCGGCAUAAAGUACGCUCUGGGCUUUCCAAUGCUGAGUCGUGCGGUCUUUGGCAUCGGUAUCCAGAGCUACUGGGGUGGCCUCGCUAUGAGUGUCAUUCUGUCGUCCCGUCCUUUCACAGACUCCCGAACAGCUUUCCCGAGAGGUGAGCAUUCGAUGUUCCCCGCCCACAUCACAACCAAAGACUUCAUCGGCACGAUGAUCUACUUCGUAAUCUUCACGGCGCUCAUGUUCGUCAAGCCAUACAAGCUCCAGCCAUUCUUCAUCACCAGCUUCAUUGGAGUCUCCUUGACGAUUCUGGGCAUGUUCAUCUGGGCCAUGGCUGUCAACGGAGGUGUUGGAGACGUCGUGGCUCCUACGGCUGCGCUUUCGACGGGAGAAACGGUCUUCCAGUUCGUGAGAGCCGUCUGCUCGCUCGCAACGACAUAUACUGGCGUCAGCAUCCGGCACUCAGACUGGACCCGCUACAGCGCCAGACCUAGAGACGCACAUCUUGCCAUCUGGAUUGCCUGCCCUCUCGUGGUCAUCAUUUCUUCAACCUUUGGAAUACUGGUUACUAGCGCUGUUAGAGGAAUCUAUGGCGAGAUUAUAUGGCAGCCCAUUACCCUGCUGGCUUACAUCCAAGAUCGUGACUACAGUGCCACGACCCGAGCUGGUACCUUCUUCGCCGGCGUCGGCUGGUUCUUGUCCCAGAUGGGAGUAAACGUGUCAUCGAACGCAGUCGCUACUGGCAUGGACCUCGCAUCCAUCAUCCCUGAAUUCAUCAAUGUCCGCCGGGGAAGCUUGAUCCUGGUCGCCAUUGCCCUCGCUACUUGUCCGUGGAAUCUCGUCAACAAUCCAGGAACCUUCAUUACCGUCAUCAGCUCGUUGGGCAUCUUCAUCUCGCCUCUCAUUGGUAUCUAUAUCGCUGACUACACCCUUGUCCGCUAUCAGAAGUACAAGGUAUCCGACCUUUACCGUGGAGACAGAAGCUCUAUCUACUGGUACCAGUUCGGCUUUCACUGGAGGUCCUUUCUGACCUGGAUCUGCCUCAUAUGGAUGAGUUUGCCUGGGUUCGCCGCCGCGAUUGAUGGCUUCGAGAUCAAUGUAGCCUGGGAGCGCAUAUUCGGUGUUUCAUUUCUCAUCGGUCUCGUAGGUGGCUUCGUCAUCUAUUUGCUUAUCUGUACGUUGUCUCCCGUGCCUGGCGCGGACAUCUAUGAGCCUUGGUCUGUCGUUGUUGGCGAGGCCGAUCAUGACGGCAGCCCGAGAAACAGUCUUGAGAAGAUUACUUUUGAGGAGACUUCUAAGAGCGUAUAG
Molecule: messenger RNA, 1587 nt
Organism: Saxophila tyrrhenica
Lineage: Eukaryota; Fungi; Ascomycota; Dothideomycetes; Mycosphaerellales; Extremaceae
Exons: 8
Coding region: 1-1587 (528 amino acids)
Biological process (GO): nucleobase transport; transmembrane transport
Cellular component (GO): plasma membrane
Molecular function (GO): nucleobase transmembrane transporter activity
Source: RefSeq, a predicted model, not a curated record